Messenger RNA from Penicillium odoratum, 963 nucleotides. RefSeq names its product zinc finger BED domain-containing protein. Lineage: Eukaryota; Fungi; Ascomycota; Eurotiomycetes; Eurotiales; Aspergillaceae. The record is from RefSeq and is a predicted model, not a curated record. The annotation marks the transcript as partial. The transcript is spliced from 3 exons. Gene Ontology annotation, molecular function: DNA binding.
AUGGCGGCUUCUUCCUCGUCAUCGCAAUCAAGGUAUCAGGCUUUCAGCCCUCUGCUCUCUAUUGAGCCAUCGUCUGACGUUUUGUUGGACUCGGAUAUUCAGUCUUCUCCUUUCACCGAAUCCCGCGAGAGCUACGACAUAAAUACUCGAAGACCUCCGGCGACGCUAAGACGCGUGGGACCUCAACGCAGAAAGAACUGGAUUUUGUACGAGUUAUACCUGGAGAGAGAAUUUUUAGGAUGGUGGGAGAAAACCGAAUAUGGCCACAAGCUAAACGGGGACGGUCAGUCCCAAAUCAAGUGGUCUACCGAGUCGCGUCAUGCCGACGCUUGGAAACACUUUGACCAGGUAGCCGAUAUCGAUUCUGGGCGCCCACGAGUCCUUUGUAAAGCCUGUCUUACUUUGCUUGAUCAUCCACAGUACAAAGGCAAUGGGACAAGUGCUAUGAGUAGACACCAAAAGUCAAAUUCUUGCCGCAAGGGAAAGAAAAGAGGAUCUCAUCAAACACUAAUCCCCGAUUCGUUGCAAAACCAUUCCAUGAGGGAGUCGGCCAAUGUGCACAAGGUAACAACAUUCCAACUUGAGGAGCAGUUGUUAAAGACUAUUACCUGUCUUCGGUUGCCAUUCCAAACAGUGGAGAACCCUGUGUUCCAGAGGCUGCUUAACCUCGUAAAUUCGGGAACUGGAGUACUGGAACUUCCGUCAGCAAAAACCCUGCGAAGGCGACUCCGGAAUGCAGUUACAUAUUCUAUUUGCCACGAGGAUACUUCGAAAAGGUACUGUGAAUACUUGAGAGCGUGUUUCACGCAGUAUCAACAACAAAAUCCUGAGCUAUUGUUCCGUACAGUGCAUCGUUCGUCGGCACUGCAUAGUUCAGAACUUGAUCGGCUACUUGAACCAGUUAAUGACUAUAUGCUCCUCGAAGGGGUAGAGCAUGACGAGGUGGAUCGGUACCUCCGAGAA